GCCUGAUCUUGCCGGAAGAUUCGCUGGCAGAGGUGGAGAGGCUGGCUGCAGUUCGAGCGGAAGUCCUGCAAAGCUCGGAGUUGACGUUGGAGAUGAUCAGCGCCGUGGUCAUGUGGACCUUCGACGCCGGGCUGGUGUCGGAAGAAGAGAAUUUUCCCAAGGAGAAGUCUUUCCAGUAUCUCAUGAACGAGUAUGUGGACCAGCGCGACACGGAAUUCUUCUUCACGGCGCGGGGGUACUUCUACUACUUCAUGACGGCUUUGGACCUACUUCAACCAGCUGAAGGAGUGGUUUACCAAGGUAUUCCGAAAGAGCAAGCUGCAGCGGUCCGGGAGGUGCUCCUUCCAGGCUCCAUCCUUGUCUGGCGCAGCUUUAGCACGGCGCUUCAGCUUUGGGGAAACAUGGUGGUCUACGAGAAGGGUAUCGUACUCCAGAUCACGCUUCUUCCCCGCGAGCUCCGAGCGAAAGGCAUCAAGUAUGAAUCCAAGGGCCGUGACAUAAGCAAGCUCAGUGCCUUCUCGGGCUCCAGCGAGGUGCUCUUGCUGCCAAACAUCCGGCUUGGUGUCGGUCAGGAGACUGUCAAGAAAGGCAUCCCUGUGAUCGAGCUAAGGGAGAUGGAGGAGGACACGGCAAGCACCUUGAACGCCGAAGACUUCGACUGA
This is a messenger RNA of Symbiodinium pilosum, 662 nucleotides long. The record is from the annotation of a GenBank genome assembly. NCBI's taxonomy places the organism in Eukaryota, Dinophyceae, Suessiales, Symbiodiniaceae.